AUGAGGUUCUCCCUCUCCAAAUUCCUUGUCGUCGCCUUAGCUUCGACCGAGGUCGUUGUUUCCAGUACCUGGUUCAGCAAAGCUGCUUACAACAAGUGGCAUGAGACCGAACUCGAACGCUGGCUCUCCGACCACGAUGUCCCUUAUCCGACCCCUGCGGACAGGAAAGACCUCGAGAACCUUGUCAAAGAGAAUUGGCACGCCAAAGUGGUUGACCCUGUCGCCACAGCCGGGGACAAGACCGGUGAGAGCUAUCACAGUGUUAAGGACUGGAUCUUUGAUAGCUGGUCUGAAUCGCGUCUGAAAAGCUUCCUUGACCAUCACAACAUUCCCGCUCCUCAACCACGGACUCGAGAUACCCUCUUGACCACCGUCCGCCAGCACUACGAUGCUAUUGCAAAGCAGCUGGGAGAAUACGCUUCCUACCCCGGUGACUGGCUCUACACGACUUGGUCCGAAUCUGACCUCAAGGAGUUCCUCGACGAGCGUGGUAUUCCUGUUCCACAACCCACCACCCGUGACAAGCUCAUCGCCCAUGUCCGCCGCAAUUCUCGAUUGGCUUCUCUCAACAUGUCGUCAGCCGCAUCUGCUGCGAGCGCUUCCUACUACAGUGCCAGUUCUUUAGCCAGCAAAUCUGCCUCCAGUGCACAGGCCAGCCUUAGUAAUGCUCUGUUCGACGCUUGGUCUGACAGCCAAUUGAAGGAGUUCCUUGACAGCCAUGGAGUUCCUGUUCCACAGGGCAGCAGGAAGAACGAACUCAUCGCCUUGGCUCGCAAACAUCGUGCGAAACUCGAGGCGAGCGGGUCCUCGCUCUCUAGCACUGCUACUUCCGCAUUUGGCGCGGCUACUUCGUCGGCCGGCAAUGAGUAUGCAAAGGCAACUGAUGAUGCCUCUCUCAUGGCUGAUGAUGCGUUCAACAAGGCCGUCGAGGCGUGGUCUGAUUCUCGCCUCAAGGCUUACCUGGACUCUCGUGGGGUUCCAGUUCCUCAGGGUAGCAAGCGAGACGAGCUCUUGAAGCAAGUCCGACUAAACAAGCACAAGGCUGCCACUGGUUGGUCGGCAUGGACAUUUGACACUUGGACCCUCGAGAAUCUCCAGAAGUAUCUUGAAGCCCAUGGCAAGAAAUACAAGAAGAACGCCAAGGCAAGCCGCGACGACCUGAUUAAACAAGCCCAAGAUUCCUAUGCCUCUGCCUCCAAGAGCGGCGGGACAAACUACGCAUCGGUCACCAGUUACCUUGCCAAGCAAACCGAUGCUGCUAAGGACACUGCUUUUGAUACCUGGUCCGACAGCGAGUUGAAGUCUUACCUUGACAGCUACGGCGUUCCCAACUACCAAGGCACAACAGCCAACGAACUCCGCGCCGAAGCCAAGAAGCAAUACAACUACUUCAAGUACGGAACAUCGACUCCCUCAGGAACCAUUUUUGAACGAAUUAAGAGUGGAUUGCAAUGGGUUCUUGGACAAGCCCAAGGCACUGGUGCCGCUGCAUCUGCAUCUGCUUCCAAGUCUGCCAGCUCUGCAGCCAGCGCUGCUUCCAAGAGUGCCACAAGCGCUAAAAAUGAGCUGUAG
Cladophialophora psammophila CBS 110553 is the source of this 1572-nucleotide messenger RNA. RefSeq lists its product as uncharacterized. The transcript has 3 exons. The coding region runs from base 1 to 1572 and encodes 523 amino acids. The record is from RefSeq and is a predicted model, not a curated record. Lineage: Eukaryota; Fungi; Ascomycota; Eurotiomycetes; Chaetothyriales; Herpotrichiellaceae.